UUGAACCAAAAUGAGCGAAAGAGAAACGGGAACCGUGAAAUGGUUCAAUGAUGAAAAGGGAUAUGGCUUUAUAAGCCGGGAGAAUGGUGAAGAUGUCUUUGUGCAUUUUCGAGCAAUCCAGGGACACGGCUAUGCAUCUCUGAAGGAAGGACAGAGAGUCACAUUUACAGUAGUCCAGGGACCAAAAGGUUCACAGGCCGAUGAGGUGCAGUUAGCAGAGUGAUACUUUC
Messenger RNA from Aspergillus novofumigatus IBT 16806, 230 nucleotides. Its product is annotated as cold-shock protein. Gene Ontology annotation, biological process: negative regulation of termination of DNA-templated transcription. Gene Ontology annotation, molecular function: RNA binding; transcription antitermination factor activity, RNA binding. The coding region runs from base 11 to 223 and encodes 70 amino acids. Gene Ontology annotation, cellular component: cytosol. The record is from RefSeq and is a predicted model, not a curated record. NCBI's taxonomy places the organism in Eukaryota, Fungi, Ascomycota, Eurotiomycetes, Eurotiales, Aspergillaceae. The transcript has a single exon.